AUGAUGUUCAAAGACAUUUUUUUAUUAAAGAGACUUGUUGUAAAUUAGUUUGUAAUAUAUGUUGUCAUAAUUGCCAAAUAAAUAACUUAAAAAUUGUAAAUCAGUUUUAUAUAUUAUGUAUUUUUAAUAUAAACAUAAAAUGAAGAGAACUUAUUUUAAUCAAUCGAAGAUCUCAUGGUUGGAUGUGGUUAUAGAAAUGUAUUCUAUGACUAUUUAAGAGAAUUACUAUAAUAACAUUAGGUUAAUAUUCCAUAUUAAUUCUAAAUUAAAGUCUUGAAGAUGUUCACUGAAAUGGAUAAUAAAAAAACAUGUACUAAAUUAAUUAUGUCAAUUUAAAAUAUAUAAAGAUAUGAUUCAAAAGGAUUAAUAGAUUUUUGUUUAGAAAAGGAUUUAAUAGAACCCAUGAUUUAUAUUUGCUCUUAAAUUACUGACUUUCUGACUUCAUAUUUAAGAAUUAAUACACUUCUUAGUAUUCUCUAAAACAAGAAUGUUUUGACAGAUAAAGAAAAUAAAAGUAUUACUACUUUAAAUUACUGGUCAAAAUCAAUCCAAUAUUUAAUCAUACUUUACAGAUGGACAAUUCUAAGCUAUGUUUAAAGAUUUAUUCGAAUAUUUAUUUGUUUUUGA
This is a messenger RNA of Paramecium pentaurelia, 627 nucleotides long. Lineage: Eukaryota; Ciliophora; Oligohymenophorea; Peniculida; Parameciidae. The record is from the annotation of a GenBank genome assembly.